CUGGGACAUAACCAACAAUUUUAUCGGUAUUGCUUUUUUUGCACUAUCACUCUACUAUUCAUAUUGUUUUAAAAAUAUCAAUAUCAAAAAUGGCAUGUAAAAGAUCUUCUGAUGAACCUUCGGAAUGCAACAGCUUUCUUCAAAGCUCUAAACGGAUGGGCCAAGUUGCAACGCAUAUUCUUACUGCAGAAUCAGAAGUAGAAAUUGAUUUUAAUACAUCAAAAAAAACACAAGAAAACUCCUUUAAGUCAACAAAACAGAAAGAGAAAAAAAAGUUUAUCUUUGAAGAACCUUCUUUACCAUCAUUACCAUUGUGGGAGCCACCAAAGCUUCCUGAUUCCGAUUCAAACUUUUUGUCCGUCUCUGCCUCAAUGGAUCAAGUAGAUGACUUGCCAGUUACACAGAUAGUGUUUCCAUCAGAAAUGCGUUCCAUGCGUUCAAUUUUAGACACUAAUCAUGGUAAUAAAGAAAAUAUUAAUAUAGAUUAUUUACCAGCUAAUUCAGUUGAAGAGUUUGACUCACUAGAAAAAAAAAAUUAACUCUUAUGAUAAAGAUAUCAUUUGCAGAAAGUUAGAGCAAAUUGGUGGGAGAAAUGUAAGUGACUUUUUAAAAAAUGCUUUAAAAACUUGUUUAACAGACAAGCUGUGCUGCAGCAUUAAUCGAACUGGUGCAGAUAAAAAGAGUAAGUUUAUAGGACCAGUCGAAAGUUUGAUUUUUCAUGCAGCUUACUGUUUAUUUCCAACUGCCACUGAAUCCAGUAUGACUACAAUAAUUGCGAAACACUUGAAAAAGUCUAAAGAUCGUUAUUUUGUUACAAGAAAGAGAAGUUCUUCUUUAACAAGUGAUAUACAAAUACACAGUCCUGUUAGAAAAAAAAGAAAUUUAAACACUGACUCAUGUAGUGAUUUCAGUUAACUUAAUUUUUUUGUUUAUUUGUUCUAUUAUUUUUUAUUGACUUUUUUUUUUA
Molecule: messenger RNA, 967 nt
Organism: Hydra vulgaris (swiftwater hydra)
Lineage: Eukaryota; Metazoa; Cnidaria; Hydrozoa; Anthoathecata; Hydridae
Source: RefSeq, a predicted model, not a curated record